UGUUUUUCUUUUUUUUUUUUUCUUUUUUCUUCUGUUCCAGUGGUGUCAGUGGACUCUCUGUGGACUCUGCUCUUCAGCUCAGUUUCUUCUCGUCGUUGCAGAAACACCGUCUGACAACGCCAACAUGUUCUUCGUCAAAAGCCUGGUCAAAGGCGUCAUUGAAGUCGUCAGUAACAUCGACCCUAAAGACUUCCAUUCUUCAGACCCUCCUCCUCCUCGACGUCCGCUGAACUUCGCAGAAGCUCACGAAAAUGAAGAAGAAAAACAGUUCAGAAGAGUUUUCCAUCAACUGGCAGGAGACGACAUGGAGGUGAGCCCCAAUGAGCUGAAGAACAUCCUGAACAAAGUCAUUAGCAAACAUGGAGGCCUGAAGACAGACGGUUUCAGCAUUGAGUCCUGCAGGAGCAUGGUCGCUGUCAUGGACAGUGACAGCACCGGUAAACUGGGCUUCCAUGAGUUCAAGUACCUGUGGAACAACAUCAAGAAAUGGCAGAGCAUCUAUCUGUCACAUGACACUGAUGGUUCAGGUGUGAUCAGCUCUAAUGAACUGCCCAGAGCCUUCAAGGCUGCAGGUUUCCCUCUGAACAACGAUCUGUACAAGCUGAUCAUCCGUCGUUACAGUGACGAACACCAGGACAUGGACUUUGAUAAUUUCAUCGGCUGCCUGGUCCGACUGGACGCCAUGUGCAGAGCUUUCAAGACUCUGGACAAGGACAACAGUGGAUCCAUUGAACUGGACAUUAAGGAGUGGCUUCAGCUGACCAUGUACUCCUGAAACAGACGGACAGACUUCAUCUCAUCCCUGACUCCGCCCACCUCCAUAUAUGGAAACUCCUCCAUCGAUAAUGGGACCAAAACACAAACUAAAGCUUGAUUUGAUCUGAAUAUGUUUAUGAAGAAUAAACUCAGAUGUUUAACAUGAA
Sphaeramia orbicularis (orbiculate cardinalfish) is the source of this 923-nucleotide messenger RNA. It is a transcript of the gene capns1b, whose product is annotated as calpain, small subunit 1 b. The transcript has 11 exons. Gene Ontology annotation, cellular component: calpain complex. The coding region runs from base 125 to 775 and encodes 216 amino acids. NCBI's taxonomy places the organism in Eukaryota, Metazoa, Chordata, Actinopteri, Kurtiformes, Apogonidae. The record is from RefSeq and is a predicted model, not a curated record. Gene Ontology annotation, molecular function: calcium ion binding.